Molecule: messenger RNA, 942 nt
Organism: Nematolebias whitei (Rio pearlfish)
Lineage: Eukaryota; Metazoa; Chordata; Actinopteri; Cyprinodontiformes; Rivulidae
Product: arrestin red cell
Exons: 11
Coding region: 1-882 (293 amino acids)
Biological process (GO): positive regulation of ERK1 and ERK2 cascade; signal transduction; G protein-coupled receptor internalization
Cellular component (GO): cytoplasm
Molecular function (GO): angiotensin receptor binding
Source: RefSeq, a predicted model, not a curated record
AUGAACUUAUCAGAUAUUCCUCAGAACCUGCCGUGUUCCGUCACUUUACAGCCCGGCCCGGAGGACACGGGAAAGGCCUGCGGAGUCGACUUUGAGAUCAGAGCGUUCUGUGCCAAGUCCAUAGAGGAGAAGAUCCACAAGAGGAACUCUGUUCGUCUGGUGAUCAGGAAGGUCCAGUACGCUCCGGAGAAACCAGGACCUCAACCCAUGGUGGAGACGACCCGCAGCUUCCUGAUGUCGGACCGGUCCCUGCACCUGGAGGCCUCGCUGGACAAGGAGCUGUAUUACCACGGAGAGCCCAUCAGUGUGAACGUUCACGUCACCAACAACUCCACGAAGACGGUGAAGAGAGUCAAGAUCUCGGUGCGUCAGUACGCCGACAUCUGUCUCUUCAGCACCGCCCAGUACAAAUGUCCAGUGGCCCAGCUGGAGGCAGACGACCAGGUGUCCUCCAGCUCCACCUUCUGUAAGGUGUACACUCUGACCCCGACGCUGGACAAGAACAGAGAGAAGAGAGGACUCGCUCUGGACGGGAAACUCAAACACGAAGACACCAACCUGGCCUCGUCCACCAUAGUGAAGGACGUCACCAACAAGGAGGUUCUGGGUAUCCUGGUGUCCUACAGAGUCAAAGUCAAGCUCGUGGUCUCACGCGGCGGAGACGUUUCUGUGGAACUGCCCUUCAUCCUGAUGCAUCCUAAACCUGUGGAGCCGCCCGCGUCCCGCCCCCAGUCAGCUGUGCCAGAGUCCGACCCCCCCAUCGACACCAACCUGAUCGAGUUCGACACAAACAGCAUCUCUCAGGACGAUGACUUCGUCUUCGAGGAUUUCGCUCGCCUGCGGCUCAAAGGCGUCGUAGACGACAAGGAUGAGGACUGCUAGGAGCUCGCCGAGGCUGCACGCCCGCUUCACGCACGCGUACACACAGACACACACACAGAA